Notechis scutatus (mainland tiger snake) is the source of this 1120-nucleotide messenger RNA. The record is from RefSeq and is a predicted model, not a curated record. Lineage: Eukaryota; Metazoa; Chordata; Lepidosauria; Squamata; Elapidae.
AUGGAUUGGUUUCAUUGCAAUCAGUGCUUCAGCCAAGAGAAAUCUGACUUUUUGGUUACUAGUUGUAGACACAUAUUUUGCAAAGAAUGUGCUGGUACAGAUAAAUGCCCUUCUUGUGGAACAAGCUGCAAAUAUUUGUCUCUUAAGGAUAAUAUAAAACAAGAAGAAAAGAAGUUUGUCAAAAACCCUGUUGAAACAGCACUCAACUAUAUUGCUCAUAUCUCUCAGGUAUGGACAUUCCAGAAGAGCCAGAUGGACCUGCUGGUCUCUUUCUACAAAAAUAAUGCUUCAAAAGCUGAAGGAGCACUCCAGCAAGCUCUCCACAAACUAACUAUCCAGGAAAAAGAACUAGAGGCUGUACAGAAGGAAAAUAGGGAACUGAAGAAGAAGUACUUCAACCUGAAGGCUUUUCCCAGAGAACACCAGGAUAGCAGAAAGAACACCCCAAAGCCGGUUGCCAUCACUCCUCCCUCACAGACAGUUACACCACAACGAAUUUUCCAGCGCUCCAGUGAGGUGGUCAGCCGUUCAUCUUCUAUGGAUUCCAUUUCUUCCAGAGUCAGCCAUCCCCUCAGCUGGCAGCAUAGGACAGCCACCAGAACAACCCCGGCAGUCUUUGCGAAUGCUACUCCAUCUUCAGACUCCAUGCAGAGCUUAUUCUACAGGGCCUCUCCUUUCGUCUCCCACACCCCCAGUUCCAAUGUCUUCAAUCUUCAAACCCCAAUGGCGAGUCAGAGUGCUAAUAACCCUGGGCAGCCACAAGAAACUCCAUACUUCAACCUCAGCAUCUUUCCAGAUCCAGCAGGUGCUUCUGUUCCUGACCACAAUGCUGAAAGACUGCGCUCCCUACAGCUGAGAUUCACACCUCACUCUACACCAUCCUUUCCCCACAGGUAUUCAUCCAUCAGCCAAAUCCAUCAGCAAUAAUGGGGAUGACCAAAGCAGCUGUUCUCUUAAACAUCAUCCUAAUGUUAGAUGCAAGAUAGACUCUUCUGUGCAGAUUUCCUGCAGUAUUUGAAUAUUUGAGCCUUAUUAAAAAGCAAUCAAUUAGUAACUGAGUGAUGCCAUUAGGAGACUUGUUUUGAUUAAAAUUAUAUUUAAAUAUUUUUUGUGACUUGUA